UGAGGCAGUCGAGAGUCAACGGCCAACAUGGCUUCAACGUGGUUAAACGUCCGAGGACUGUUUAUCCUACUGGGGUCCCUGCUGUCCAUCGUAAGCUUUAAUAAUAUAGCGGCCAUGCCUAUGCCUAUGAUUGCGCCGUUCCAAGUUGUCAACCUCCACGAAGAUAAUGUUGCACAGACCACACUGGCAUUGAUCAAUUGUACAGAUAUAUUCAACACACCCUCCAACACAUGUGGCACGUGUAACCUGGUCGACAUCACCAACGACGGCACCGUAUUCUUCAACGGUGUCAACAACAACAAUAACUUCUUCAACGGUGGACCUUUUGAUGUGUUCAGAAUAAGUAAUAAUUUUCUGAACAAUGUUAACAAUUUCUUCGUCGUGUACGUCCCCAACCAAGGACAGAACCUGGACUACAGCCUCAUCAGAACCUACAGAAUCGAGGUCCAAUGUGUCGCCAAUGACGCCAUCACUACGAGUGCGUCUCAGAUACUGGAGGUUGACAUCAUCCCCAACCAGGCUCCCAUCGUGGCCGGCCUUCCAGGAGUGACGGUGACCCUAGACGCCAGGAACGGGCCUGUGGGGAGUCUUGUGUUCGAUGUUCAAGUGACCGACAACGAGACAGAUCCCAUUUCAUAUGUGUUGACCGUCGACCCAUCCACAGUUGACUACUUCCAGAUCAGUCAGCAGGAUGGAGUAAUAUCGGCAGCCAGGGACCUCAGAACGGCAACCGUCACGCCAGUGACGCUUAGAGUCAACGUCAGCGACGGUAACCACGUCGUCGGCCCCCUCACCAUCACUGUCAACUUCAUCAACAUGAACAGUCGUCCCGCAGUACUUAACCUCCCUCUCAACGUCACCCUGAAUGAAGACUCACCGGCCGGGACACUGAUAACUACGCUGACCAUAUCUGACCCUGACAUCUUCCAGACAAUAGCACCUGUCUUCAGUGUCAAUCCUGUUUCCGAGGCAUCCAAGUUCAUAUAUAACGCCGGAACCAAUCAAGUCCGGUUAAACACAGUUGCUAACGGUGCAACUCUCCUGGACGCCGAGUCUGUCAGUAGUCUAAAUCUCUCCUUCUCCCUCUUUGACGGCUUUCUCCCCUCCGUCAACGCCUUCGUCUCCCUCACUGUCGCCAAUGUAAACGAACCGCCGUUCUUCAGCAGACCUGUUCAUUCCUGCACGUUGUUUGAAGGCAAUCAAUUUGGCUCCACGUGUGCGCUCGGUCUGACCAUUAGAGAUCCAGAAGGGGACAUCGUUCUGUCCCCAUCACUCAAUUCCGCAAACAACAGCAACUUAUUUUCCCUGGAGAACGACAACCUUAGAAUCAGUAACAACUACGUCGUCGAUGGUGGCGCCUUCCCGUCUUCAGUGACGUUGACAAUAGAGGUAGCGGACGACAAAGGGGCAACAGGUUCUUCUCUCAUCCAGGUGACGAUUGUAGACCAGAACACCCAAACACCAGACUUCGGGGGCAGCGCUACGUCAGUCGUGAUCACUCAGAACGUGUUGACGCCACCCACAACGCUGGCUACGAUUACCGCUACCGACGCCGACUUAACCUCGCCCAACAAUGACGUCACUUUACGCCUCCAAAGUAGCAUCAAUUUGGGAAGCAACGUCAUAUUCACUAAUGACGGCCGGAUAACAUACCUGAACCGCUUCCCGGCUACUAAAGACUGCUCUGAUUGUCGACUGGAAAUUAUAGCGUUCGAUGGAGGAAGUCCAGCCCGUACUGCAACGACAACAUACUAUGUGAGCUUCGUCACCACCACCACAACUCCUGCUACAACCACCACUACAACGACCACGACAACCACAACCACAACAACCACGACAGCUGCUGUAAUUUCUGCUUCUGACGCAUUUUCGACUCCAGCCGGUGCGGCAGUGUUGGGUAUUCUGAUCGCACUGCUGGUCCUUCUGCUGCUGCUGGUGCUAGGCUAUUUCUUGUAUAGGUUCUGUAAGUACGGCACAUGCUGUGGUCCCACGGGACCCAACGGAUCAGGUGCGAUAUGCGGAGGUGGACAAGACGGGGGCAUGUGUGGAAACUGUUGUGGCGGACCGCAGGAUCAACCAAAUCAGGUCCGGCCCAGGCCCGAGGGUCCAGACUACGGCCAACUGCGGACUCCACCCCCUAAUGACGGGUUCCGCAACAACACCUACCAGGCCUCGGGCGACUACAAGGAUGACUUCUGGCAUAACAAUGACGGCUACAUCGACAACCGACCCCGCUCCAUCAAGUCCGUACGCAUUGGCGGCUUCUCUCCACGAGGCAACCAGAGGGCGCUCCCGUCAAAUCGACCAUAUUAGCUCCAGAAUUAGAUCAUAUCUCUUUAAUAUGUAUAUAUUGCUACGUAUCAAUUUUCACUGUUAUUAUUAAGGUUAUUAUGAUACUAUUGUUAUAUUCUUUAGUGACUUUUAUGUUUUUUUCGAUGGGUAUUUAUUCGUCUGCGUCAUACUGGUCUCAGGUAGAAACCAAUCAACAAUAUUAUAGGCUGUAAACCUCUUCUACAGCGAUGGUACUUAUUAUUUAAUAAUUUAAAUAUAUUUAUAUCUUAAUAAUUCACUUUGAUUUAUAUAUCAUUAUAUAUAGCAUUAAAUAAUAUAUCUAUCUACAUCUUCCUAUCUAAACACGAAUUGCAAUUAUUAUAGCUUCAGUGAGAUUAAAGCAUUACAGUGAGUGAGUGAGUGAGUGAGUGAGUGAGUAUGGUUUUACGCCGCUUUAGCAAGAUUCCAGCAAUAUCACGGCGGGGGACACCAGAAAUGGGCUUCACACAUUGUACCCAUGUCGGGAAUCGAACCCGGGUCUUCGGCGUGACGAGCGAACGCUUUAACCACUAGGCUACCCGACCGCCCCUAAAGCAUUACAGAGGCGUUAGUGAUGCAUAGUUGUUAAAACGUUCGUUUUCAUGCAAAAGAUCCGUUUCUAUUCGUAACGAUUGGUAUUGUGUGUGAAACCUUUCUUUGUAUAGCCCACCAUGAUAAUACUGAAAUAAUUCUUGUAGAAGCGUUAAACCACACUCACUCAUUCACUGUCUAGAUUAUCAAAGUUACGUUCACCAUUCCAAGAAUUUCUUGUACGUUUACAAAAGCUGCAGUCUCUAAUGUAACCGGAAGCUACUAAAUGACCACGCGAUAUGUGGUUGUUUACAUCUAAUACACAGGUUUAAGUGUUCAUCGAUCAGUAGUAGUUAGAAAUCAAUAUAUGAUAUGCACGAGACAACAGCUAAACGAUGCUAGCAAAGUGACGAAUAUACAUACACUGGUGUGUAUACAGUUUGAGGUAACACGAUUAAACUAUAGUUUUAGGAGUAAUGUUUCAAUUGCGUCUUCAUACGAGGCAGUAGACUAGUCGCACAGAAUAAAAUAUAUAACGUCCACGCCAGUAAAUAACCAGUCAUACUACAAAAUAGGGGUGACAAUAAUACAAUUAUAUGAAUGGAUCCCUAAAAAUCAGUGAUGACACCGGGUGUUUGAGGAAAGGGUUAGCAUCUUAUGACCUACCAGUAGCACACGCCACAGACAACAAUUUGCACAAAAAGUAAGUGUUUUUCUUGCCUGACUCCUGCCAUACGACAGCGGCCUGAAAACAAGCAAGUUCUAACCUGACAAUCCAAUGAUGGACCAGACAAUCCAGUGACACCAUAGCGCGUUUACUGAUUACUGAUAAAUCACGCUUGGUGUUGACACCAACUCUUACUCCCUCAUCUAGUGCUUUAUCCCAAUUAGUGUUGACACCAACUCUUACUCCCUCAUCUAGUGCUUUAUCCCAAUUAGUGUUGACACCAACUCUUACUCCCUCAUCUAGUGCUUUAUCCCAAUUAGUGUUGACAUCAACAUUCACUCAGUCGAUUAUAUAUCUCUAUGUGGCAUUUUAGAAGUUUGACAAGUUCUAUAUUCUUUCAAUGUGAUUUCUCAAUACGUCGCAUCAAAAGAAUUUAAUCGUUGAAACCAAAGGUCAAUUGAUAAAAUGUUAUUCUGUUGGCAUUAUUACCUAUAUACAACGGGAAGCAUGAUAUUUAUUACAUUUUACACAUUGUGUACAUAUAUUGACUGAGGUCAACUUUUUAAUUGAUUGUAACAUGUAUGAUGAUUUACGUUAUGAUGUAAUGAACGCUAUGUGUGAAUGUAUGCCAGAUUUCUUAAACUUAUCUUCAACCGAGAAAGUAAUUACAUUACUCAGAUGUGAACACGGGUGUUAUACUCUUUGUAGGUUAAUUCAUCAACUGUUCCAAAGGCGCUUGACACUCAUUUAAUUCUGUGUGCGCUUUUCUUCAUGUAUGGUAUUAUGCUCGCGAAUAGUAGUAUUUCUGCUUGUGAUUAAUAUUUAAUAUUAUACUUGUAAUGUUUACGUUGAGUGUCGGUGAGGAUAAAUGCACCUCUGUGUUGGGUGUGGGUAUGUGUGUGUGUGUGUGGGGGGG
Messenger RNA from Haliotis rufescens (red abalone), 4424 nucleotides. RefSeq names its product cadherin-23-like. Gene Ontology annotation, biological process: homophilic cell-cell adhesion. The coding region runs from base 28 to 2313 and encodes 761 amino acids. Gene Ontology annotation, cellular component: membrane. NCBI's taxonomy places the organism in Eukaryota, Metazoa, Mollusca, Gastropoda, Lepetellida, Haliotidae. The transcript is spliced from 11 exons. The record is from RefSeq and is a predicted model, not a curated record. Gene Ontology annotation, molecular function: calcium ion binding.